Messenger RNA from Nannizzia gypsea CBS 118893, 903 nucleotides. RefSeq names its product protein kinase subdomain-containing protein. The transcript has a single exon. The coding region runs from base 1 to 903 and encodes 300 amino acids. The record is from RefSeq and is a predicted model, not a curated record. Gene Ontology annotation, biological process: protein phosphorylation. Gene Ontology annotation, molecular function: ATP binding; protein kinase activity. NCBI's taxonomy places the organism in Eukaryota, Fungi, Ascomycota, Eurotiomycetes, Onygenales, Arthrodermataceae.
AUGAAUUCGUUACUGCGACUCUCCAUUACAGAAUUCUGGUUUGACCCCCGCAAAAAAGAAUCUGAAAUGACCGUGAGAUGCAGCGGAAGGUGUUAUUACAUAGUUAUGCUGCCUGAUAAGUUCCGCGACUCUCCCGCCAUUUUAAAACAAUAUCUUCGAGAUGCCGAACUGAAUGCGGAUAAACGAGAGCAUUACACCCUCUACGACUAUCUGAAUUCAGAGACAUUUCACUAUUCACUUCUAGCAAUCAACGACACCCUCAUCUCUUGUCCAGAAGAACCAGUUUUAUCACAACAAAGACCACAUGGAGCCGACCUGCAGGGCUAUGAACUCGGCGCAGUGUGCCACUCAUAUCAGCCAAUGCAAGUACAAAUUUGUUCCGAUCAUCCUAACUCUGAGGGUGUGCUCAUUGAGCUCCCUGAGAAGGUGCUCGUGGAUUGGAGGAUCUGCUUCUUUAAGCCAUUUGGCGGCGGAGAGAGGAGGAGCGCUCUCCGUGAGCUCGAAUGCUAUAAGCGCAUAGGGGACUUGCAAUGCAGUGUGAUGGUGCAGGUUCCUGCCUUGUGUGGCGCUGUUCAGGACAACUCGCGGUGUUUGGGGCUGUUGCUCUCUUGGGUUGACUGUCGCCGCAUAACAUUGGAAUGCGCCCUGCGCCCCAGCACACCAAGAGCUCAAAGGCAGAGGUGGGCGAACCAACUGACAACCACACUGCACCAUUUACAUAAUGCUGGGAUUAUCUGGGGUGAUGCGAAGCCGGCGAAUGUUCUGGUUGACUCCAAUGAUGAUUUAUGGAUCAUUGACUUUGGAGGUGGAUAUACUCGAGGCUGGGUCGAGAAGGAUAAAGCAGGGACCAUCGAGGGUGACAAUGACGGUCUAAUGAAGAUUAAGGAUUGUCUUUUGCGAUAA